AUGCCCCCUCUUAUUAAUACCGUAUCACUCCUUCUCUCAACCGUGCUGGUUUACGCGCAGCCAUCUCCAGAGGUGCAAAAGAGGAUAUCGGCUGCCAUAGUGGCUGCUGCAAAUGGUUCCAGCCCCGAUUAUACAACUUUUGUCAAUCCCUUCAUUGAUAAUUUCGGGGAUGUAUGCCCAGGGGCUUCAGUGCCAUUUGGAAUGGUGAAGUUCUCGACUGACCUCACUGGAUACGCCCCCGCUGGUUAUGUUACAGAUCCUACACAGACGAUCCGGGGGCUCAGUCCCCUGCACGAUAGCGGAACCGGCUCGUCGCUCGGCACAUACGGAAACUUCGAGAUAAUGCCUAUGACGUGCUCUGGAGGAUUCAAUACUUGCGCUACUAUGCUUAGCGAUAGGGAGACCUUUCGCAAAAAUAACACAGACGAUGCAUCACCGGGUUACUUUUCGCAAACGCUUGAUAACGAUAUCAAGAUGGAAGCAACUUCUACAAGGAGGGCAGGAUUAGAGAGGUUCACAUUUCCCGAGGGCUCAAAACCAUAUUUUGUCUUAGAUUUGUCCAAUGACCUUCCUGAUUCAUUCGUUGGUGGAAUAAUGGAUAUCGACCCACAACAAGGCCGUAUAACGAUCGGAGGCAAAUGGGGAUCCAGCUUCGGGCCCGGAAGUUUCAGUUAUCAAGCUUUCUCGUGUUAUGACCUUCUGAACAAUGGAAAUCAAACUCUCGACGAAUAUGGAAUUUGGGAGGCCAAUCCCUAUGGUCUUAAUGCUAAAGGACUUGGCCAGACACAUCUUAAUCUGACCCAAAGUCUCAUUGGGGAUCACUACGAAUACGGUGCUCUUUUUUCUUUCGCAGGAACUCCCGAACAGAUUACCAUUCGUGUUGGAGUCUCCUUCGUAUCCGCGGAUCAGGCCUGCGCUAACGCCGAAUCUGAAAUUGGCACCUCGUCUUUCGACGACAUCAUGGCUCAAAGCAAAGCAUUAUGGAACGAAAAACUUAGCGCGAUUCAGAUUGACCUUGCGAACACCGCUCCUAACGUUACCGAACUGCUGUAUUCCUCUUUAUAUCGUGCCUCCUUGACUCCGAACAAUGCCACUGGAGAAACCCAAGGGGUCUUUGCUGGGACAAGUUCAUUCUAUUUUGAUUCAUUGUAUUGCAGCUGGGACACGUUCCGUACUUUCUAUCCGCUCAUGGCCUUGCAACACCCAGUCGAUUACGCACAGAUCGUAGACAACUACAUCGACGGAUGGCGCAAGCUCGGUUGGAUGCCUGAAUGUAGAGCGAACAACCUUCCAGGUUGGACUCAAGGUGGAUCUAGUGGCGACGUUAUUGUGGGACAUUUUGCUAUCAACUACCAUAAUGAAGCGGCUGCUCUGGGAAUUGACUUAGAUGAACUUUACUCUGCUAUGCUGGCAGACGGCGAUUUGAAUCCCAUGGAAUGGGAUAUCCAGGGCCGAGAAGUCAAUCUAUAUACACAAUUUGGAUAUGUGCCCUUCGACGCUAUCGACCCGUCUAGUACUGGUCGUCAAACUCGGGAGGGAAGUAGAACGCUGGAAUACGCUUUCGAAGAUUUCAGUAUCCGACAGGUAGCAUUGUUGCUCAAUAACACCGCCGAUGAAGAGAGAUAUCUAAACCGUUCUUUGUGGUAUCGUAAUGUCUGGGAUAAGACAGUUGUGAGCGAUGGCUUUCAAGGCUUCAUGCAAAAACGAUAUCCAAACGGUACCUUCAAUUUCACUGAUCCAACUGAUUGUUCUCCACAAGACACGGAUGCAAAUCGAGAGUGUUCGCUCCAAGGAGACAAUAUCGAAGGCUUCUAUGAGUCGUCGUCUUGGGAGUAUAGCUGGUUUGCACCACACGAUACGAAUGGUCUGAUCGACCUUAUGGGUGGAAACAGCACUUUCGUGAACCGUCUGGACCAUUUCUUCGAUGCUGGCUACUACCUGGCUGGAAAUGAGCCUUCAUUUCAAACACCAAUUGGAUAUCAUUAUGCCAACCAACCUGCAAAGUCGAUUCAACGCGUGCGGCAAGUAGUGUUCGAGAACUUCGAUAUAACACCGGCAGGACUGCCAGGAAACGAUGACCAGGCGGCCAUGGCGUCGGUGCUCGCUUUCCAUCUUCUCGGGCUCUACCCGAUUCCGGGUACAUCUCAAUUCCUCAUACUCUCCCCAUUUACCCCCAAUUACACCAUCCAUAACACUUAUCUCAACACUUCGACUACUGUAACAACGCUGGGUUUCGAUCCCAAGUCCAUUCAGGCUACCAUUCCUGACGGUGCGGCAGCGUAUGUGAAGAAUGUCACCAUAAACGGAGUCGAAUCGCCUACCAAGUGUCAUUUUGAUUUCUAUGAUGUGUUCAGGGCUGGCGGAGAAGUGAUUAUCGAGGUCACAGAUGAUAUCGCUCAAGGGAACGAUUGUGGAUCUGCGGUCCCGGAAAGUGUGUCAAUGGGCGGAUUUGGGAGCUUGAGGUAG
Molecule: messenger RNA, 2466 nt
Organism: Lentinula edodes (shiitake mushroom)
Lineage: Eukaryota; Fungi; Basidiomycota; Agaricomycetes; Agaricales; Omphalotaceae
Product: glycoside hydrolase family 92 protein
Exons: 23
Coding region: 1-2466 (821 amino acids)
Biological process (GO): carbohydrate metabolic process; protein quality control for misfolded or incompletely synthesized proteins; glycoprotein catabolic process
Cellular component (GO): nucleus; cytosol
Molecular function (GO): peptide-N4-(N-acetyl-beta-glucosaminyl)asparagine amidase activity; carbohydrate binding
Source: RefSeq, a predicted model, not a curated record